Messenger RNA from Enterobius vermicularis (human pinworm), 1104 nucleotides. The record is from the annotation of a GenBank genome assembly. NCBI's taxonomy places the organism in Eukaryota, Metazoa, Nematoda, Chromadorea, Rhabditida, Oxyuridae.
AUGCUAUCAAACAGAACUUUAUUUCUUGCUGGAAUCGGUAUCUGUGUAAUAGUUGCGCUAUACUUCAAAGGAAAACUUUCACCAUCUACUUUAUCGUUCAUUACUCCUACACUAAAAUCUGUUCAGAAAAAGCCAGUAAUUUUAACGUGGAAUAAGUUUUUUGGCAGUCGCCUAGCUCCUGUUAUGAGAGAUUCCGACUGCCUGCAUGAAUGCAUUGUUACUGAAAACAGAAGCAAUUUACAAGUUGCUGAUGCAGUUAUUUUUCAUCUAUCUGAUAUGCGUUCGUAUGAUUUACCUUCAAUUCGUCUACCGAGGCAGUAUUAUAUAUUUUUGACCGGUGAGCCGCUCGAAUACAUAGGCAGAGUUUUGUUCGAAAAAUAUAAAACGAAAAGUGGUCAACAUUAUAAAAUUCCAGACGAUUUUUUCAAUCUGACAGUUACAUACAGGACAGAUUCAGAUAUAUACAGUCCGUAUGGUAAUUUCCUUCCAAUUGAAGACAGUAGGCGAAGGAGUGAUCGCGCACGAAAUACUGUGAAAACUAUUUUUGAACGGCCAAAUCUUGUGCUGCAGUUUGUGUCCAAUUGUAAAACACCGUCUCGCCGAGAAAAAUACAUUGAACAAUUGAAGCAACACAUAAAUAUUACUCAACUUGGCAAAUGUUUUGGUGGACUAUGUUCAAAGGAGUGUGCAGACCGUGCCAUUGAUGAACACAAAUUUUAUUUGUCUUUUGAAAAUAGUGUCUGUCGAGACUACAUUACGGAAAAAAUUUAUCUUCGGCUUGGAAAAGUGUUGCCAGUUGUUUUGAAGAGGUCAACAUAUUCCGGCUUUAUUCCGGAUGACGCUUUCAUUGCAGCAGACGAUUUUAAGUGUCCAGAAGAUUUGGCAAAACAUCUUAAAUAUUUGGGUAGUAAUUAUACUGCGUUUUCUAAGUACUUCGAGUGGACAAACCGUUGGAAAUUAGAGAGACUAAGUGAGCCAUGUCUUCUGUGCAAAUUUCUACAUGAAAAAAAUGGUACUGUGAAAAUUUUGCGAAACGUUAGGGAGUGGUGGUAUGACGAAAAAAGAUGUGAUAAGCAUUACGCAGAGCAGUUAAUCUGCCGCUGA